UUUAAAUUUAGAAACGAAGCAUAAAAUGGCUUGCUUUUAGAGUCAACAGUACCGGCCAUACUCGUCAACGAGGAACAUAUUUAAUCAAGAUCAAGGGAUAAAAAGACAUGGGUGGUGAACUCAUUAAUCAGCCUUUAUUCCAGGGUGUGCUUCCAACCUGCCCUCCCCCACCGAGAAGGAUGAAUAGGAUUGAAAUGAUUUGCAUGGCCACGUACAAGCGUCGACUGACUAGUAUUCAAAACUUAAUACAACUUGAAAUGGGUGAUAGAACUAACCUAAAUUUGGAACGCGACAGGACGAGCUCAGAUAAAGACCAUGAAAAGAUUGACGCCGCGAUAUUGGCGUCUGUAAAAUAUGAGAAGGAGUUGCGUGACGACUAUGCCCGUAAAGAGGAGACAUUGAUGGAACUGGACUUAAACUACCAACGCCAAGCAUUGCCAGCUGCUGAUGAAGAUGUCAGGAAUUAUGUUUUGGCACAAUUCAGGAAUUAUGUUUUGGCACAAUUGUGAGUUUGUAAUAGUUUGUAUGCAAUCCUCGGUGUACUACUAUCAAUCGUUUUUCAAGAAAAGAAUCAUCCAUCACACUACUCAAGAUAUGGAGUAGAAAUAAAGACGAAUUAAAUUAAUGUGUAACAAUUGA
Folsomia candida is the source of this 639-nucleotide messenger RNA. RefSeq lists its product as uncharacterized. The transcript is spliced from 4 exons. Bases 108 to 509 code for a protein of 133 amino acids. The record is from RefSeq and is a predicted model, not a curated record. NCBI's taxonomy places the organism in Eukaryota, Metazoa, Arthropoda, Collembola, Entomobryomorpha, Isotomidae.